AACAUUCAAUGUGUACUAAUCUAUACGAUGAGAUUAUCAAAGUGUUUUAUUUGAGAGAACUGACUCGAUUCAUCACAUGGUGAUAUUUCAAUAUGGCGUAUUAUAUGCUUGUUCUUGUUUAUGGAAUGGUUUUGGUUUCUUUGGGUAUGGUGCCAACACUUGCUAUUUUGGAAGAAUUCUUUGGACUUAAAUUUGGAUGCGGUAUACCAGUUCAAUCCUGCGUGCCGAGUAACUGCACAGAAUCUGACACGUCUCUGUCGGCCCCAGUGGCCAAAUGCAUGUGUGAUGAGUAUUGUGUUACAUUUGGUGACUGCUGUCAAGAUUACUACACGAAAUGUAAAACUUUUAUUAAUAGCCAAGACAUUUUGAACUUUAUAGUAGUCAAAAGCAAAAUUUCUAUACAUGAACGAGAGGAUAACGAUCUAAUAAGUUUCUCUAAAUUGGCCAGCUGUAAUAAAGUCACCGUUGGCGAUUAUCCGACUCACAUAUGGUCUAUUGCUACUUGUAAUAAAGAUUACCCUGAUGGAGAUAUUAAAGACAAAUGUGAAGGAAGAACCCGGGCAUUUCCUUUGGAUAUUCCACUGUCUGUGCUGUCAACACCCUUCAUGACCUACCAAAACGUGUAUUGUGCUGUUUGCAAUUAUUUGGAUCUUACUGAAGGUAUCAAGUAUUGGUCGGCUAAAAUUAAAUGUCAGGUGGAUAAAGAAGUUACUUUGCGAACAAUAGAAGAACUUCGGCUUUAUCCAGAAGAACGUUGUGAAACACGACUGACAAAACCAACUGGUGUACGAGUGCGAUUCUGUGAUGGUUUUGUUGAACAGCCGGCCUGUAAUUCCCUUAUACUACAGCCGCCAGACAGGGAAGUUAGAAGCGUCUCGGAUUCCGGUUUUAAAGUUGCAGAAGAGGACUUUAACACUAGUGGAAUUAAUGAUAAAGACACAGUUUCUCCUGAUGGUCAUGCUAUUAAGAAACGCAACGCUGGUGACAAUCAAGAAGUAAACAUUACUAAUACGAUGGAAAGACACGACAACUCAGGACACAACGUCACUAGUGUCAAUUCAUUUCAGGAUUCUGUCACUGUUAAACCAGAAAUAGAUAUACAGGACUCGGAGAAUACGAAUUCGGAUGAUCUUAUCGAGAACAACCUUUCCCUGCUAUGUGACGCCUAUCAUUACCAAUACCAAAGAGAUGGACUGUGGUAUAAGAACCCACAUUGUUAUGCAUGUCAGCAUGGGUGGGGUGUCUUUAAAGACACAAACACGACUUCAAAUGAAGUAGCUUGUUACUUGUCAGGACAUUUUGGAGGCAGAUCACAGUGGCCAUAUACUAAAGAAGUCAACCACGAUUUUGGUGUUUAUGAAAAUAAGUUUAUAUUUUACUCAUCGGAUCUAGGUACGGUACUUGAUGGAUUUCCCAGUAAUUGUGGUAUAGCAGCUGUCUAUGACAUGAUAUCACAAACCUGCAAGAGAACUUGGUGUCCACGGGGUUCAUUACCAUACUAUGAGACAUGUGUCAAUACAACAUUAUAUUCGCUCUAUAUUAGCAACAUCAACGACAGCACUACACUGUACGUUACAAUUAACGGCUCCACUAAAUGGAUAUAUAGCAGAUAUCUGGACCUGGUACAGAAUGUAGUUGAUGAUCUAGAAUCCAUGGACUUGAUUAAACUAGAACUUGAUCAAUCAUCUGGAAUGGUUUCAGUUAACAGAAGCAUAAAGCUAACCUCUUUAGAACUCGUAAAAGAAAGCGUUAUUACUGAACAAAUUACAACACCACAUGGCGAAAUCUUAAUUGAACAAAGUUUGACGCUCCUGCAACUUACAGUUACCGUUCCUAUCCUCUUCAAUGAUACGAGUCAAACGCUACACGAUCUGAUGUAUGGGGAAAUAUCAAAGCACCUCUUUAGUAUUGAAAAUAUGAUUAUUCGAAAUUACGAAGCCGACACGACACAGAUCUGCCCCGUGGGUAUUUUAGAAACGCAUAACAAUUUAGCCAUGAUCUCGAUUGGGCGACACGUAUUUGUGGACAUUAAGGAAAGGCUAGUAGACAUCAGCAAAGCGAGAUUCACCAUACGUAAAAAUGAUAAUAAUUCUUGGAUAGUGGCGUCAAUAACGUAUUGUAAUCGGGACUAUGCUGUAGGGCAGACUGUAAAUUCGGGAGGAAAUUUACCACGAAGUACGUCAUUAAUGUGUAACAGUACUCUGACACUAAGUAGCGAAAUGUUUGAUGAAAUCGGGGAACGAGUGAGGUUGAAGACAGGUGAAUUAAUAGCACAGAGUGAUUUUGUAAGAAAUGGUGAUGAUUUGGUCGUCUGCCGUGAAUCAUUGCUUCCCGAACAAUCGUUAAUUCUUGAUCGUAAUACACAGAUCUUGUAUAAAAACAUCCUAACAAUCAUAUCCAUUAUCUUAAAACUUCUCACGUUUCUUGUCAGUAUUUGCAGGACAUAUUCCGUGCAGGGUGGAGCCUAUUUUUAUAUUUUAGCACUGACCACCUCCUUCAUUGAUGUUGUACAUUUGUUGGAAAAUUUAACAAACGUAAACGUACCCACCAUUUUGCCAAUUAUGCUUCAUUUCAGUUGGUUAUUUGCUUUGUACAAUUCAAUGGCUUGGUGCAUCAACAUGAUUAGUUCAAAUUCUAAAAGAACCACCAGUUGUUGUUGCCGACAUCUUGUAAUAUCUGCAGUUGUUCCCAUAGCAACUGUUGUCAUCUGUGCAACGGGAGAUAUCAACGACCCGCCGUGGGAUAUAGGUUACGGCAGUAAUAGCCAUAUAUUUUGUGUUAUGCCAAACGUUGUCCUUUACGGCUAUGUCUUACCAGCCUCCGCUGCAGUUGUAAUAACUGCAUUUUGUCAUAUUUACAGAAUAGUUCGUCGUAAGAUGUAUGAAAAAGAUAAGAUCUUCUAUUCUUGUAAUAUUCUGGUAACCGGUCUCUUGGUUGUACAGUUUACGUUUGGUUGUCUGGAAGGUCUAGAAGAUAGUACUGUCUUUUACUAUCUUUAUUUUACAUCCGCCAUUGGUGUAAGCUGGACGUUCCUGGCUAUAUGCGCCAUUUUGGUGUUAAACAAGACACGGAUAAUGUCAAGUUCGGUCAAAUAUCUAGAAAAUACAAAUACGAAAUCACAAAAUGUCUAUGAAACAGCAGAUUAGAUGUCUCUAAUUUUUUGGACAUGUUUGAAUUGAUAAAGAGCUGAUUCGGAUACCUUUAGCUUUUUGUUUGUAAAGAUAUUUUAUAGUAUACUUCUAUCAAGCUGGGCUAUUGCUCAUUGUGAUGUUAUUGUGCUGGCUAAUCGUGUAUUGCUCAUUUGGUUGCUAAUCGUGUAUUGGGUUAUUGGCCAUGGUGAUGUGGUGGCUAAUCGUGCAUUGGGUAAUUGCUCAUGGUUAUGUUAUUGUGGUGGCUAAUCGUGCAUUGGGUUAUAGCUCAUGUGGUGGCUAAUUGUGUAUUGGAUUGUUGCUCAUGUUGUGGCUAAUUGUGUAUUUGUAAGCAUGUAUUUUAUUUAUCGUAGACUGUUUACAAAUUGAGUUAAAUUGUGUAUUUGUA
Molecule: messenger RNA, 3537 nt
Organism: Patella vulgata (common limpet)
Lineage: Eukaryota; Metazoa; Mollusca; Gastropoda; Patellidae
Exons: 2
Coding region: 93-3146 (1017 amino acids)
Source: RefSeq, a predicted model, not a curated record